Molecule: messenger RNA, 216 nt
Organism: Acanthoscelides obtectus
Lineage: Eukaryota; Metazoa; Arthropoda; Insecta; Coleoptera; Chrysomelidae
Source: the annotation of a GenBank genome assembly
AUGGACCGACAGCCGAUGGCUCGGGUCACGCACCGCAUGAGGCAAACCGAGCCUGUGCGCAGCUGUGUUGGCGCGCCAUACACACUAGCGCAUCGCGGCGCGCCGAGGCUGCCUUGUUCGGUGCGCGGCUUGCCUCGGCGCAAGUGUAUUCCAGGCGUUAUAGUACCUACUAGUAGUAAGUACCCACUUCAUAAAUACUGGAAAGUUCAGAGAUAA